Messenger RNA from Paramecium sonneborni, 1762 nucleotides. Lineage: Eukaryota; Ciliophora; Oligohymenophorea; Peniculida; Parameciidae. The record is from the annotation of a GenBank genome assembly.
AUGUAUUUAAUACUAAUAUUUGAAAUAUUGAUAGUAACAUGCUUAGUAGGUUAUUUGAUUUAGAGUUACUGUAGCAAGGAUGUUAGCAUUUAUGUAAAAGGAAUGGCUCUAGUUUCUUGGUUAAUUAAUUUUUUGCUGAUACUAUUUUUACCAUUUGACAUAUAUAUCACAUAUAGAGAUUAAAGCGUUGGAGAUAUUUCGAAUGAUUACUUAAGUUUAGCUGAAGUAUUGAUAUUAAUAUGAUGAUAGACUUAUUAAAUCUUAUAUUGGACUAAUUUUAUUUUAUGUUGGACUGUGAUUCCAAUAAUGUAAGAAUAUGAAGAAUCAGUUGAGUUAGAAAAGUAGGCUAAAUUAAAAAAAGCUUUAAAGAAUAAUAUGAAAUUUUAUAUAAUAAUAUCUGUGGUAGGAAUAGUGUUUGUUUUAGCAAUUUUCUAUACUGGAUAAACAGAACAAUGUGGUUUAGGUACAUUUUUGAAGAGUAUGGCAAAUUCAUUUGGAGUAGCUUUAAUUAUAUUAUUGUUGGGUUAUGGAUUAGUGAUUAUCCCAAAAGCAUAAAUGAGAACAUCACAAUUAGAUGUAUAGUUGAAGUAUUUGUAUUUCAGAACAGCAAGUAUAAAUGGAGAAAAAGAUGAUGCUCAUCAUAAAUUAAUGGAAACAUCAAUGAAAGUAUUAAAAAUUAAAGAUUAUCGAUUUGAUAAUGAUGAUAUGAUGUAUUACUUAAACAAAUGUUUAAAUAAAAUACCUAGAAAUAUGCAUAAGAUAUUAACAAAAGAGGAAGAGAAGAGAAAAUCUUAAAUUCUUAUGGCCAUAACAGGAGCAAUCUUUAAAAACAAGGCUCCAGAAUCUGUUGAAGAAAUGAUGAGUUUAUAUUAAGAAAUAAGAAAGAAUUCCUUAGAAUAUAAAAGAAUUAAAGCUUAAUGGAAAGAGAAUUGUAAAUCAGCUUAUGAGAUGGAAGAUAUCAUCAAGGCUAUUAAUAGUUAAGAUAAGAAGAUAUAAUUCUCUUUUAAAAAGGCAAGAGAAGGAAAAUUAGCAUAACAAUUAGACUUAUUAGAAUGGUAUUGGCUUUGUGUUAUUAAACCUUAAUUAAAAAUAAUAAUAUCAUUGAUUUUUGGCAUACUCUCUAUUUUAGUAUUGAUUUCUGAAGUCACAAUAUUUAUGGGUACUUAAAUUACUAUUUUUGGAUUGCCUUUAAGAUAUGUAAAUGGAUUAUUGAGUAUAUCCUUUUUCUCUUUUAUUCCUUUAUUAUACAUAGCUUUCUGUGUUUAUUAUGGUUUAUUUAGAAUCAGAAUCUAAGGGUUUUAUGGAUUAUAUGGAGAUCAUUAAACAGAUGCUCCUAGUUUAAUGUUUGCAACUAUCAAUUUUAGUAGAGUUGGAGCACCAUUAUGUUAAAACUUUUUAAAUAUGAUUAAAUUAAAAUAAGAAACUGCUUUCAGAUAUGCUAUGGGAAAUGUAUUAAUUAUUCUUUAUGUAUUUUUAGAUUGAAUUAUUACCUAUAUUUGGUAUUAGUAUUACAGCUUUGAUGCCAUGUUUAUUAGUUGUAUUGUGUUUGAUUAAUUACUUUGAUUUAUUUGAUAGAACUCUAUAACUUAUUGGAAUGAAAAAAUUUAUUUUUAAUAAUACAUUUUCUGAUAGACUCAUUUAUGAAGGAAGAGAUACUCUUAAAAUUAAUAGAUAAUAUUUUGAAAGAAAAAUGAAACCUGAAGGAUGGUCUGAUUCAUCUGAACCUUUAGAUAUUGAAUUACAAUCGAAAUUAAUUUCAUGA